GAAAACAAAUGUUUUUAUAUCUCAAAUAAUUUAAAUAUAUUAUUAAUGCUUACCAACAACGGUUUUAAGCACCACUGCUACAAACACAUUUUUUUUUAUUCACAAAAAAAUAUAUUUAAACCAUUUACUAGUAUAUUUUAUUAUAAUUUAGCAGCUACAUUUUUAUGCUAGCUCUGAUUAAUAUGUGAUAUCUCAAAAUAACAAUGAAAUAAUUGACAAAUGUACGUAUUUUUGUUUUCUGUGUACCUUAAGAUUCCCGGGAACGUAUUACGCAGAUACAUUUAUGCAAAUUUAAUGGAACUCACGAGUGCAAGUGCAUUGUGGUUGGGAUUAAACUGCACUCGCAUUAAUUAAUUCAAAGCGCGGAGAGGGGAAUGGGAUGUUGAUUUGAUUUGGAUUGCAUUGCACUGGAUAAAGGCAAGUCAACAACUUUCACUACAAAUCGACAAAAGUCUAGGGAUCAUUUUCCGCUAAAAAUUAAAAUGUUUAUAAAAAAUAUAACCAGUUGUUAUAAAUGAGUUAAUUAACUAAGAAUGGUAAAAGAAAUAAGUAUAUUCUAUAUACAAUGCAUUUCAAUGUAAAGAGAUAUGUAAAAUGUAUAUACAAAUUAUACCAUAUUAUAUCAUAUUAUAAAUAAAACCAUGAUUAUACAUUUUUCUUUUAGUUAAAACGAUAACUAAUUGAAUUAACCAAUAAUUAUAUUUAACGGAACAGUAUGCGUAUUUAGUUUAGUAAUAAACCUUAACAAUUAUGCGGUAUAUAAAAACCAUUUCUCAUCAAAAUUAUUGGUGUACAAAAUUAUAUAAGUUAUCAGCAUUUGACAAAAAUUUGUUUUUUUCCUGGUUGUCAAGGAUUCCUAAAGAUUCUUUUAAUUGUUUCAAAGCAAACUGUUUGAUAAGCAAUUUGCGAGGCUAUCAAGCUGGCAAAUUUGUUUGGUUGUUGGUUGGCUUACUACCUUACACCUUAAGUAUAUUAUAUUAAGUAUAUUUUCCUGGACCCAGCCAACAUCUCGAGUAAGUGGGUCAACCUAUCUAUCGUCGAUUGAUAGACGGCAACUUCCUCCACUUCCACUUCGAGAGCAAGGCAAACCGCGUCCAAAUCAAAUCAGCUUUCAGGGGCACCGGAUCAGUGAUAGGAAACUGAUAAGGAGGCCAUAUAAGAGAUGGUCGGACCGAAUGGCCGGGAAAUUCCAAAGCGAGAGCAGCCAUGUCCGGAGCAAGAUGGAUGUCCGUGGCCCUUGUGGCCUUGUGCUUAGCGGUGUCCUCGGUGGCCGCCAAUGGCUUCAGCACCCAGUAUCGCGGUCACGUCCAGCACCCAACCCUCCCGCUGCACUGCCUCUACGAGGAGCUCGACCUGGCCGUGCCGCUCCAUGGGUACGAACUGCCCUCCGGUCACAACGGCUACUGCGUCCGGGUGCACUGCGCCGAGGACUACCUGCUGAUGAUCCAACACUGCGACCAACAGCGGUACCCAGCACCUGGCUGCCAAUUCAGUCCCAGCGACUUUAGCCUCCAGUAUCCCGACUGCUGUCCUCAACUGGUGUGCUCCUAGCUCUCUAGAUAUGAGGCAUUAUUUUAUACACCAUGGAACUCCCUCAACUGGGGCUUCAACUGCAUCUGACAUCAAAAAUGUAGAAGAAGAUUGACAAUAACAUUUAAAAAUAAAUUUAAUAAGACAUUGAGAGCUAA
Drosophila ficusphila is the source of this 1688-nucleotide messenger RNA. RefSeq lists its product as uncharacterized. Bases 1207 to 1551 code for a protein of 114 amino acids. The transcript is spliced from 2 exons. Lineage: Eukaryota; Metazoa; Arthropoda; Insecta; Diptera; Drosophilidae. The record is from RefSeq and is a predicted model, not a curated record.